Molecule: messenger RNA, 881 nt
Organism: Apodemus sylvaticus (European woodmouse)
Lineage: Eukaryota; Metazoa; Chordata; Mammalia; Rodentia; Muridae
Gene: Mrpl13
Product: mitochondrial ribosomal protein L13
Exons: 7
Coding region: 127-663 (178 amino acids)
Biological process (GO): translation; negative regulation of translation
Cellular component (GO): ribosome; mitochondrial large ribosomal subunit
Molecular function (GO): structural constituent of ribosome; mRNA binding
Source: RefSeq, a predicted model, not a curated record
AGCAGAUGAGCGCACGACGGCCCUAGGAACCUUCGUGCUUGGGUGUCUGUGUUUCCCGUCGGUCCAGCGGUGCAGCUACCCCGGCUGAGCCAGUGCAAACUAAAGGACGCUGCAGGUCGGGCGAGCAUGUCUAGCUUCUCUAGGGCACCCCAGCAAUGGGCCACUUUUGCCCGAAUGUGGUACCUCUUGGAUGGCAAAAUGCAGCCCCCUGGCAAGCUUGCGGUCAUAGCAUCCAAUAAACUUCAAGGAUUAAAUAAACCAGUGUACCAUCAGCUGAGUGACUGUGGAGACCACGUUGUCAUAAUAAACACAAGACAUAUUGCAUUUUCUGGAAACAAAUGGGAACAAAAAGUGUACUCCUCGCAUACUGGCUACCCAGGUGGCUUUAGACAAGUAACAGCUGCACAGCUUCACCUCAGAGACCCAGUGGCGAUUGUGAAAUUAGCUAUUUAUGGCAUGCUGCCCAAAAACCUGCACAGAAGGACAAUGAUGCAAAGGCUGCACCUUUUUCCAGACGAGGAUAUACCAGAAGACAUUCUUAAGAAUUUAGUGGAAGAGCUUCCUCAGCCACGGAAAGUGCCUAGACGACUGGACGAGUACACGAAAGAAGAAAUGGAGGCUUUCCCGAGAGUGUGGGCUCCACCUGAUGAUUUCCGGAUGUAGGAGAUACCGGGAAUGGAAAUGAUCGAAAAUUACUGCAAGAGACUGAAUGCUUCAGGAAAUAUUCCCAUGACCCAGGGCAGAGAGAAAACGCGGGAGCUCCCUGUGGGAAACACUUAGGAAGGCCAGGCAGCAGCAGGAACGUGCUGUUUUAUAGAAGUGUCUUGUGUAACCGUCUUUAAAUGCUAUAAAUGUUAAUAAAAUGCUUAUUUGGUUAUCUA